Messenger RNA from Sporothrix brasiliensis 5110, 870 nucleotides. RefSeq lists its product as uncharacterized. Gene Ontology annotation, molecular function: ATP binding; protein kinase activity. NCBI's taxonomy places the organism in Eukaryota, Fungi, Ascomycota, Sordariomycetes, Ophiostomatales, Ophiostomataceae. The transcript has a single exon. The record is from RefSeq and is a predicted model, not a curated record. The coding region runs from base 1 to 870 and encodes 289 amino acids. Gene Ontology annotation, biological process: protein phosphorylation; signal transduction. Gene Ontology annotation, cellular component: cytoplasm.
AUGCCGUACAAACUUCUGGGGCUUGGGGCCACAUGCUACGUCACGACAACCGACAACAGGACGGUCUUGAAGGGCUACCAGGUCUGGCGAGACGGGGCGUACUACAUUGGCCGAGACGAAUGCGAGGACGACCUUGUCCGGGAGGCCACCAUCUACCGGCACCUCGGUAGCCACCCGCAGAUACUCGAGUGCUUCGGCCUCGAAGAGCAGUGUCCUGGCGUCCACUCGCUCCGCCUCGAGCUAGCUCCGCUGGGCUGCGUCCGGCAAUUCAUCGAAGAGCAUGCAAACGAGCCUCUCCCACGACAGACCCGGUUCGGGAUGGCGCUCGACGUCGCAAAAGGCGUCGCAUACCUCCAUUCACGGGGCGUACAGUAUUGCGACUUGAGUUGUCGCAAUGUGUUCCUCUUUGACGGAUACCGUGUCAAGCUGGGCGACUUUGGCGCGUCGCUUCUCGCGGGCCACGCAUUCAAGCCGACCUUUUGCGAAGAGACCCAAUACGAACUACCACUACGCGGACGAAAUUUCAAGGAUCGACCGCCAAUUAAACGAGACCUCUUUGCGUUAGGGUCGGCCAUCUACGAGAUCACAAUGUGGAAGAGGCCUUUCCAGGGAAUGUCAGAUGAAAUGGUGGAAUUGAGUUACGCGCGGGAAACGUUCCCUUCUCUGGAGGGUAACAUGGCGGGUCCCAUAAUACAAAAGUGCUGGGACGAAGAAUUCGAUAGGGCCGAAGAGGUCUCGGAGGCGCUGGCACGACUGGUCGCGAUGGGUGCUGCAAAUCUCAACACAGACGAUGAACCACUGCAAACAGAAGUUUGUAUUAGAGAGAGUGAAGGGAUGGGAAACAUGGCACUUGAUACGAUCCCAAACUGA